Anoplopoma fimbria (sablefish) is the source of this 4153-nucleotide messenger RNA. It is a transcript of the gene slc7a8a, whose product is annotated as solute carrier family 7 member 8a. Gene Ontology annotation, cellular component: membrane. The transcript is spliced from 11 exons. Gene Ontology annotation, biological process: amino acid transmembrane transport; neutral amino acid transport. The record is from RefSeq and is a predicted model, not a curated record. Gene Ontology annotation, molecular function: L-amino acid transmembrane transporter activity; neutral L-amino acid transmembrane transporter activity. Bases 154 to 1731 code for a protein of 525 amino acids. Lineage: Eukaryota; Metazoa; Chordata; Actinopteri; Perciformes; Anoplopomatidae.
CAACACAGACUGCUGACAGAGCAACAACUUCAUCAGUUAAGUGCUGCACCUUCAAACGAGAGCCUCAGGGAAACGAAGGUGCACCACCAACACCACCACCAGCACCACCACCACCAGCACCACCACCACCACCAGCUUAAUUCAGCUUCAAAGAUGACGGACGGUGCAAGACAGCGGAGCAGCACGUCGGGCUCCACUAAGGAUGCUGCCGGGGAGAAGGACUCGGGAGGCGGGGUGGCCCUCAAGAAGGAGAUCGGGCUGGUGAGCGCCUGCGGGAUCAUAGUUGGUAACAUUAUCGGCUCAGGUAUCUUCGUCAGCCCGAAGGGAGUGAUGGAGAAUGCCAGCUCCGUGGGCGUGGCCCUGAUCGUCUGGAUCGUCACGGGCGUCAUCACAGCCAUCGGGGCGCUGUGCUACGCCGAGCUGGGCGUCACCAUCCCCAAGUCGGGGGGAGACUACUCCUACGUCAAGGACAUCUUCGGAGGGCUGGCUGGGUUCCUGCGUCUGUGGAUCGCCGUGCUGGUGAUCUACCCGACCAAUCAGGCCGUGAUCGCCCUGACGUUUUCAAACUACGUCCUGCAGCCGCUGUUCCCCACCUGCUUCCCGCCGGAGAAUGGCCUGCGUCUGCUGGCUGCUGUCUGCCUCUUGCUGCUGACGUGGGUGAACUGCUCCAGUGUGAGGUGGGCCACCAGAGUGCAGGACAUAUUCACCGCCGGCAAGCUGCUGGCCCUCGCCCUCAUCAUCGUCAUGGGCUUCGUGCAGAUCUGCAAGGGAGAGUACUACUGGUUGGAGCCAGCCAACGCCUUCGAGCCCUUCCAGGAGUAUGACGUGGGUUUGAUAGCGUUAGCCUUCCUACAAGGCUCCUUCGCCUACGGAGGUUGGAACUUCCUGAACUACGUCACAGAGGAGCUGGUGGACCCUUAUGUGAACCUUCCCCGCGCCAUCUUCAUCUCCAUCCCCCUGGUGACCUUCGUGUACGUCUUUGCCAACAUCGCCUACGUCACUGCCAUGAGUCCCGCGGAACUGCUCGCCUCAAACGCCGUUGCCGUGACGUUUGGUGAGAAGCUGCUGGGCGUCAUGUCCUGGAUCAUGCCCAUCUCUGUGGCUCUCUCCACCUUCGGGGGAGUCAACGGAUCCCUCUUCACCUCUUCGCGGUUGUUCUUUGCUGGAGCCAGAGAAGGCCACCUCCCAAGUCUGCUGGCCAUGAUUCAUGUGAAACGCUGCACUCCCAUCCCGGCUCUGCUCUUCACUUGCCUGUCCACUCUGCUCAUGCUGUGCACCAGCGACAUGUACACCCUCAUCAACUAUGUGGGCUUCAUCAACUACCUCUUCUACGGAGUCACCGUUGCCGGGCAGAUUGUGCUGCGUUUUAAACAGCCCGACAUGCACCGACCAAUCAAGAUCAGCCUAAUCUGGCCGGUCAUUUACCUCAUCUUCUGGGCCUUCCUGCUCAUCUUCUCCCUUUACUCCGAGCCCGUUGUGUGUGGCAUCGGCCUGGCCAUCAUGCUGACUGGCGUCCCUGUCUAUUUCCUGGGAGUCUACUGGGACAACAAGCCACAGUGCUUUGACGCCUUUGUUGAUAAAAUGACAUACUUGGGCCAGAAGUUCUGCGUGGUGGUUUACCCGGCCAUGGGUAAAAGCAGUGCGAGUGGAGAGGAAGGAGAGGAAAUGAAGGAGGCCUUGGCUCCUCUGUCUAAGGAGGACGGAGACAACCACAAGUCAGCGGACUGCUAAAGCCUCCACCUCCCAGCUGCCCCAAAACAAACAGACAUAUGCAGACGCACACGUGGGUGCGCACACACGCAAACACAACAUGCAAACACAACAUGCAAACAUACACCACAGUUUGUAGUGUACUUAAUAUUUUUCUUUGGUUUUGAAUCAAUCAAUAAUUUCUGUGCCAAAUAUAGCGGUGAGAUAUUUCGAGUGAUAUGACCUCAAGCUUUUCAGUCUGGGGUUUUUCUAAAGUGCAAUAAAGAAAGGUUAGCGCCUCCUCAACACAUGCCUAAACAGACACAUUUACUACUCUUCUUCUUCAUCAUCUUCAUCCUGCUUCUCUUCCUCCACACACUCCCUGCACACUCCUAGUGUAGAAGUAUUCUUUUUAUUUUAUUUUAUUUUUUAUCAAAAGACUCUUACUCUACUGUGAUGGCUACGCAAACACCUUUUCUUUGCCUUGCUUUGUAAAUGAUGUUGCUUUGUCAUCCGCUCAACACACCAAAGCUGUAUUUUGAUUGUCAAAAACCAGAAACUCUGAUCAAGUCAUUUCAUGUUCGUGAAGUACACUAAGUACUGUGUUGUUUUGAAGGUGACUGUGACUCCGAAAUGUUUCUCUUUUUUUUUUUUUGUAAUUACGGUAAUUGUCUAUAUCAUUUGAUAUAUUUUGUUGUUAUUUUAGUUUUCAUAAGUUAAUUUUUGUUUUUUCUACUCAACAUCAUAUACAUCUGGGCCUAUUUUUUUUUACUCUUGUGGAGGUGUACACCUGAAAGCUGAUGUGUGAUCUGUACUUUGUAUUGGUGAAUGGCGCACAGUUCUUGUAAAUUGCCUUAAUUAGAAUACAGCCAGUAUUUGGGUGCCGAUGCAGCUCUGUUUUGACUGAUAAUCCUCAUACUUUGAGGUCUUUUUUUAAGUUUAAAGAAAGUAACAAAAAAUGAACAGGAAAGCAGAUUAUUGAAUUCACACUACGCUGAUAAUGAACUCAUUAAAACUGCAAGUCCAGCUUGUUACCUAGACAGAAUAGAUAGGCAAGACAUGAUAGUGUUCACCACCACAUUUGCAUUGUUUAUGUGCAAAUCCCUACACCGACACCUGUGAAUGCCUGCGUGUUGUUGUUUUUUAAAGGCAUUGAUUGUCUUACAUGUUUUACGGAAGAAGUAUUUUUUUGUAGCUUACCAUCUAGCUGUGUUUAAAUAUUUUUUUGUUCUUUAUUUAGGUUGUAGAAAUUAGAGCUUUACAUAAAAAAAAAAAAAAAAAAAAGUUUUGAUUCAUACGAUUCGCUAGAAGAGUUUUUAGUGCAAAACUAGAAUAGGCACCAGCAAAAACAGAACAUGCACCCCAGAACGAACCCAUUCUGUGUUGUCUGGUAAUAGUUAUGUAUCUAUACUUGUGUUGUAUAUUAUAGUAACAACACUGCUCCACACAUACACACACAUAUACUCUUGUGUCUUCAGUCUUUCUAUAAUCCAUUAGUGUCUCAGGGCAUCCCCACUGCUCUCUGUUUACACACAGUACACUGCCUAAAACCUCCAGACCCACCAAAAACUCUACCGAUCUCACUGAAUGCCUGUUUUAUAUCCAGUCUGUUAGUGCUCAAUGUCUGUACUGGUGCUUUCUAGAUAUUUAUUUCCUCAGGAGUCUCAAUCUUACAAGCAAUCCCAGAGAAAAGAUGACAAGAGGAUGACAAGUGAAUCGUUCAAACUAUGAAGUAUCAUUUAAAGUUGGGCCAGUAAUGUGCAGGUUUUGUUUUUGUUGAACUGUAAAGGCGAACAGGUGUCUUGGAUGUCUUUACAAGUACAAUGAUUGUGUUUUGUGCCUGUAUGUUUAUUGUGUAUUUACAGAUUAUACACAGAUGUCUGUAUAUUGUCUCUUAGUAAAUAAAAACCACUGACUAAGGUUUGAAUUUGUAAUUCAAGGCCUCACUUAUCUAAAAACAACAGCUCCGUCUUUCUUUUGAUUCCACUGUGAAAUAAUUUCAAAGAUUGUGAUUACCUUCAGUAAUAUAUUUUUCAACCUCAUAAAUCAAAUGCUGCAACUUUAUGUGCUACAGCAAUGUCAUCUGUGCAGACUUAGAGCUUCACCAUCUUGUUAAUCGCUUAAAAUCUAAAGACGGUUUAACAGUGCUGAUUGUGUUUCAGGGUUCCCUAACCAGCUGCAACUUCUUGCUGUGAUUCAGACCAAAACAGGCCUUCAAUGUGACAGAAAUAUGAAGUUUUAUAUGUUGUAACAGUCAUGUAAACUGAUAAGUAAUUUUUCUCCUAGCAAUACAUCAUCGCACUACAAUACACUGAUCAUUUUUUUGUUUCUAAAUCAUUUUGUGAACACAUUUUGUUUAAAUUGCCGUUUGCAGUCUACCUACCACCCUGAGAGCCAUUUUGACUGAAAUGUCUCUAAAACAAGUCUAUUUUUGUGUAAAAAUGUAAAUGUACAUAUUGGUGGC